AUGGAAUUCGCUGUGGCACCAAACAAUCAUGUCCGCCUCCCUGCCGCCAGACGUGAGUCCAAGCGCCGAUAAAGACGCGAGUACCGUCAUGGAUACGGAGCCUGCUGUCGAAAAUGGGGAAGAGAAAACACCCGAACCGCAACUGGAAACUCUGGACACUUUCAAAAAACCAGAUAUUUUCAAAGCACCUGCUGUGGCGGGCAAACGGAGCUGCAACGUCGCUCCGUCCGAAGCGGAACCGUGCGGCGACAGUCAAGCGAUAACGGCUCCAAACGAACAGGUCAAACCUCCUAAAACGGAACCUGACGAGAGCAAAAGUAAAGUCGCUUCCGCUCCUCCUGUCAAGCCCAAAGUGUUGCCGUCCAAAGCGCCACUGGCUGGUAAGUUUCCUCCUCUUCCCUACUCGGAACCCGCCUGGGGUGGAGCGGCACCGGACCUCAGCUACUCCCUCGAAAUCCUGAAGAAUGGCACCAUCAUCAACACUAUCCCCCUCGAUGUGAAGAGCUUCUUCGUAGUGGGUCGCUUGCCGGUGUGUGACAUGCCUCUGGAGCAUCCCUCCAUCUCCAGAUACCACGCUGUGAUCCAGUACCGGAGCCAGGCUGGAGAGACGGAGAACAUGGGGGAAGAGCGGGGCUUCUAUGUCCACGACCUGGGCAGCACUCACGGCACUGUGGUCAACAAGAACAAGAUCCCACCCAAGACUUACAUUAGGAUCAAAGUGGGUCACGUCUUGAAGUUCGGAGGCAGCACCCGACUCUUUAUACUGCAGGGUCCAGAAUUCGAUGAGGAGGAGGAGUCUGAGUUGACGGUGACGGAGCUGAGGGAGCGAGCGCAGAAACAAAAGGCCGAGCUGGAGAAGAGGAUGAUGGGAGAGAACUCUGAUGAUGAGGAGGAGGAGGAGGAGGAAAAGGAGGGCGACGGGGAAAGCAUGAAAGGCCAGAGCAAAGUCUCCUCAGAGGAUUCUGGGUGUUCAUGGGGAAUGGCUGAGGAAGCGUUCCCUGAGGAGGAUGAGAACGCUGAAAACCCCUUUUCAACCGAGUUCCAUGAAGACCAGGAAGCUGCCUACCUGAAGGACCCGAAGAAGGCGCUGCAGGGUUUCUAUGACAGAGAAGGGGAGGAGCUGGAGUUUGAGUAUGAGGACAAGAAUCACGGCACGUGGCUCUGCAGGAUAAAGCUGCCGGUGGACGACGCCCUGGGCCGACAGCUGGUCGCAGAAGUGACGCACACGGGGAAGAAGAAGGAGGCAGCGGUGCAGUGCUGCCUGGAGGCCUGUCGCAUGCUGGAGGCCCGGGGGCUGCUGCGCCAGGAAGCAGUUUCACGAAAGCGCAAAAAGAAAAACUGGGAGGACGAGGACUUCUACGACAGUGACGACGAUACGUUUUUGGACCGGACCGGAACCGUAGAGAAGAAGCGGAAGGAGAGGAUGAAGAAGGCAGGGAAGAUCGAGGAGCGACCGGAGACGUACGACUCGCUGCUGUCCAAACUGGCAGCGGUGGAGAAGGAGGUGGCAGAGACGCAGAAAAAGCUGAGUGGAUCUGGGAAAGACUCCUCCCGGUCCUCCGCCGACGACCCUCUGGAUGCCUUCAUGACGGCAGUGAGAAGCGAGACAGCGAUGGACGCCGUGGAGCGCAAGAAGCUCCAUCUGCACGUCGCAGAUCUCCGCAAAGACGCGCAGCGGCUCAGAAAACUGGUGGAGCUGACGCGACCAGCUGAGUUGCCUUCCCUCCUGCCGAGUGGAAGUGGCGAGUCGGAGAAACCCAAAAAAACUCUCCCGCUGUUCGGAGCCAUGAAGGGAGGAAGUAAAUUCAAACUCAAGACCGGGACUAUCGGGAAACUUCCUCCAAAGCGACCAAACCUGCCUGCGGAGCUGUUCAACAUGAAAGAGCUUCCACCUGGAGGAGAGGAGGAGGAGGAAGAAGAAGAAGAAGAAGAGGAGGAGGAAGAUGAGAAGAUGGAGGCUGAGAAGAAGGAAGAAAGUCCAGAGGUCUGUGAGGAGUCAAAUAUGGAUCCAGAAGACUCCAGUAUGUCAAUAUCUAACACUGCUCAGGAGACAGAAGCGAGUCCACCUUCUGUCAGAAAAGAGCCGAGCCCCCCGAAAAGUAAACACAAGUCGGAGGUUUGUUCUGAGCGCAGUGAUGCGGCACCAGCUCCGUCCAGCACCGGAACUAAGGGGGAGGCCCACAGUAAAACCACUACGAAGACAAAAGGCCAGAGCAGACCGCCCGCGCUGCUCUCCAAACAGUAUCCAGACGAUGACCCAGAUUAUUGUGUGUGGGUGCCCCCUGCUGGUCAGAGCGGAGACGGACGGACGCACCUGAACGACAAAUUCGGCUACUGAGGAAACAACUGGUCAAUUCCUGCAGACAGAAGAGGAAUUACGACAUGAUGAUCUCGUGGGAAAUCGCACCCACAACCCUCUGGGCACUUUCUGCGAACAACCCAAGCCCCGAAAACAUCAGCCGGACUGAUCCGGGUCCAGCUCUGGCCCCUCUUCUGUCACGAGCUGAAACCAUAGAUCCAGUCUCAUCGCUGGCAUCACCUUUUAUUUAUUUAGGGUUUUUUUUCUUCCCCUAAAAAGGAGCGAGCGAAGGAGGGAGGGGGAGUGAGAGCAGAUUGAAGCAGCUUUUCGGACCAUCUGGACACUUGGAUGAAACACAAGCUGAUAAUGACCAGAGCUGGAGCGGCGGUCAGCGUCACAGGCUCUCUGUUUAACAGGAUCACGCCACAUCACUCGCAAACUUCCUUCUCCAACGUUUUAGAUAAAGUAUUUUGAUAUGAAACGGAAUAAAAAUGUCUGUAAACCCACAGUCUGUUCCUCAUUGAACCCUCUUUUACAUAACUGCAGUGAACUCAUCCGAUUUGUUGUGUGGUAAGUUCAGCAGACUGCUUUUCUUAAUUUAUAUUUCCACUCUUUUCUUCACAAACAGAACAAGUAUA
Synchiropus splendidus (mandarinfish) is the source of this 2937-nucleotide messenger RNA. RefSeq names its product solute carrier family 4 member 1 adaptor protein (gene slc4a1ap). Gene Ontology annotation, molecular function: protein binding; mRNA binding. The transcript has 14 exons. Bases 29 to 2338 code for a protein of 769 amino acids. The record is from RefSeq and is a predicted model, not a curated record. Lineage: Eukaryota; Metazoa; Chordata; Actinopteri; Syngnathiformes; Callionymidae.